AGCUGAUUGCCACUGCCUGCCGCUAGCUUACUGGCUUAGCUUAGCUACGGCUAACCGAUGUUGUCGUGAGCGCCACCUACACAGGUAGCCUUCCUCGCGAGCAGCUCCCGAAGCAAAACCUCGCCAUUUUACCGGCCUACACUACCACCAACACCCUCCCGGGGUCUGCAUGUUGCUGUGGAGCGGACACAAUUGAUCCUGGGCCAAGCAGGAGAAGCGUCGGAGCGCGUCGUAGGCAGCCCGCUCGACAGACAACCAGCCAGCCGCCGCCGGCCCGGCGCCGCUGAUGGAAUUUAAACACACAACAAUGGCAAGUCCCGGUGUCAACAAGACAUCCGCGGCCGGCAGCAACAACGGCGGCUCGGUCAACGCCUCCUCGGCUACCCACCACCAGCCUUUGCAGCACAUUAGCAGCGUGACCAGCCUGCAGGACUCCAAUACCUGCUGGAGGUGUCAGAGUGAAACAGGCUUUCAAAUAAACCUGUCUGGAGCCCCCCCAAGUAAACGAAAAGCCCUCAAGUUAAACUUUGCCAACCCAUCAAUCAAACCCACCAGAUUCACACUGAACACGGGUGGGCAGCCCUUCCAGAACCCACACAUCGAGAGGCUGCGGACACACAGCAUCGAGUCGUCCGGGAAGCUGAAGCUAUCGCCCGAGCAGCUUUGGGACUUCACGGCCGAGGACCUGAAGGAUUUGGGCGAGAUCGGUCGCGGGGCUUACGGCUCCGUCAACAAGAUGGUGCACAAGCCCAGCAACCAGAUCAUGGCAGUCAAGAGGAUUCGCUCCACGGUCGACGAGAAGGAGCAGAAGCAGCUCCUAAUGGACUUGGACGUUGUGAUGCGGAGCAGCGACUGCCCCUACAUCGUGCAGUUCUACGGAGCUCUUUUCAGAGAGGGCGACUGUUGGAUCUGCAUGGAACUCAUGGCUACCUCCUUAGACAAGUUCUACAAGUUUGUGUAUUGCUCAUUAGAUGACGUCAUUCCUGAGGAAAUCUUGGGGAAAAUCACUUUAGCUACUGUGAAAGCACUUAACCACCUAAAAGAAAACUUGAAAAUAAUCCACAGAGACAUCAAGCCGUCAAACAUUCUCCUGGACAGAAACGGAAAUAUCAAACUGUGCGACUUCGGGAUCAGCGGGCAGUUGGUGGACUCCAUCGCCAAAACACGUGACGCGGGCUGCCGUCCGUACAUGGCCCCGGAGCGAAUUGACCCAUGCGCAUCACGGCAAGGUUAUGAUGUGCGCUCCGAUGUUUGGAGUUUGGGAAUCACGUUGUAUGAACUGGCGACGGGGCGCUUCCCGUAUCCCAAAUGGAACAGCGUGUUUGACCAGCUGACUCAGGUGGUCCGGGGGGACCCCCCGCAGCUCAGCAACUCUGACGAGAGACGAUUUUCGCCAAAGUUCAUCACCUUCGUCAAUGUGUGCCUUACCAAGGACGAGUCCAAAAGGCCAAAGUACAAAGAGCUGCUGAAAGAUCCAUUUAUUCAGAUGUAUGAGGAGCGUCCGGUGGACGUGGCCGCUUACGUGUGCAGACUUCUGGAUCAGAUGCCGGCUUCCCCCAGUUCACCUUCUUACAUGGACUGAUCACGAUUUGCAAAUAAAUCGAGCUGAAACAACGACAAAAAAACUGCAAAAAACACAAAUUCCAAGCGAGAAAAAAAAAACCAUGUUCACCCCCCCCCCCCCCCACACACACACACCCCCACACACACACACACACAACCAUUGUCAUGACAGUGUGUCUCAGCAAGCAAUAUCAUGACUAAAUCCAGAUCAAUGCUUAUUAUUAUUAUUAUUUUUAUGGAAUAGGAAGUAUUGCCUUCUGCUGGAAACAUGCUGAAUGUGUGUGUAGACGUGUAAAUUGAGAGCAUCACAUUUUUGGUUUCCUCAAAGUGGCUGCAGUGAAAUGCUCAAGUUGUCCAUGAUGUUAGCCAGGAAAUGCUGAUAAAAUAUUAAUAAAGACCAGAGGAAUAUUCAAUAUUGUGUGUUUUUGU
Messenger RNA from Corythoichthys intestinalis (scribbled pipefish), 1992 nucleotides. It is a transcript of the gene map2k4a, whose product is annotated as mitogen-activated protein kinase kinase 4a. The coding region runs from base 287 to 1582 and encodes 431 amino acids. Gene Ontology annotation, molecular function: ATP binding; JUN kinase kinase activity. The transcript is spliced from 13 exons. NCBI's taxonomy places the organism in Eukaryota, Metazoa, Chordata, Actinopteri, Syngnathiformes, Syngnathidae. The record is from RefSeq and is a predicted model, not a curated record. Gene Ontology annotation, biological process: protein phosphorylation; MAPK cascade.